This is a messenger RNA of Arvicanthis niloticus (Nile rat), 1474 nucleotides long. RefSeq names its product inorganic pyrophosphatase 2 (gene Ppa2). Gene Ontology annotation, molecular function: magnesium ion binding; inorganic diphosphate phosphatase activity. Gene Ontology annotation, cellular component: cytoplasm. Lineage: Eukaryota; Metazoa; Chordata; Mammalia; Rodentia; Muridae. Gene Ontology annotation, biological process: phosphate-containing compound metabolic process. The record is from RefSeq and is a predicted model, not a curated record.
CAUUAAUAGAAUCAAAGUCUGAUCCAGAGACUGACAGUGUUGAGUGUGUUCGUGGUGGUGAAUUCCUGGGGCUAUAAAGGUUCUUGUCUCCUUGUCUUGUCGGUGGUCUUAGGCCUCGGAGGGCUUGCAGAGGAAAAGUGAAGGUAGGUGGCCCCAGGAAUCCAGAAGAGGGUGGGACUUGAUGCCACUUGAGGCCGACCGGGUAGGCAGUGCGGGCUCCGGGCGGCAGGGGGCGCCGUCGAGCGGCCGCACCGGGCCCAGCACCGAGCCGCCGGUUCUCGCAGACCGUCCGCCAUGCGCGCGCUGCUGCCGCUGCUGAGCGUCGGCCGAGGGUGGCGCGUGGGGGCCGCCGCCCGCCCUCCGCGCCGCGUCAUGUCCCUGUACCGCACGGAGGAGCUGGGCCAUCCCCGCUCGCAGGACUACCGCCUGUUCUUCAAGCAUGUAGCUGGUCACUACAUUUCCCCUUUCCAUGACAUUCCCCUGAAGGCGGACAGUAAAGAGGAACAUGGCAUUCCCAGGAAAAAGGCACGGAAUGAUGAACAUAAGACUUUGUUUAACAUGGUGGUGGAAAUUCCUCGGUGGACAAAUGCCAAGAUGGAGAUUGCCACAGAGGAGCCACUGAAUCCCAUUAAGCAAGAUAUAAAGAAUGGAAAGCUACGCUACACACCAAAUAUCUUCCCUCACAAGGGCUAUAUAUGGAAUUAUGGGGCCCUCCCUCAGACCUGGGAAGAUCCUCAUCUAAAAGAUGAGAGCACAGACUGCUGUGGAGAUAACGAUCCUCUUGACGUUUGUGAAAUAGGCUCAAAGGUUCUUUCCCGUGGAGACGUGGUCCAUGUGAAGAUCCUUGGGACUUUGGCACUUAUCGAUCAGAGUGAAACAGAUUGGAAAAUAAUUGCUAUCAAUGUGAAUGAUCCUGAGGCUGAAAAAUUUCAUGAUAUUGAUGAUGUUAAGAAGUUCAAACCAGGUUACCUGGAGGCCACUCUCAAUUGGUUUAGACUCUAUAAGGUACCAGAUGGAAAACCAGAAAACAAGUUUGCUUUUAAUGGAGAAUUCAAAAACAAGGCUUUCGCCCUUGAAGUUAUUAACUCUGCACAUGAACGCUGGAAAGAGAUGGUUAUGAAGAAGUGUGACAAGGGAGCCAUCAGUUGUGUAAACGUGCACAUUUGUGAUAGUCCUUUCCACUGCACUACAGAAGAAGCAAGAUCAUUAGUUGAAUCGGUCCCAACACCUUCGAUGAGUAAAGAAAGCAAUGUAGAAGAAGUGUGGCACUUCCUCCGCAGCUGAUGGGGACACUGGCACUUCUGCUCCGAGACUUCGAUCUCUGAGGACCCUGGGGGCUCCUUUUCCUUUAGUUGUGAAGCAAGUGGAUGAUCAUCUGAGGACUUCCUGUCAGACAUCACUGUUAAAAACUUUUUAAAUAAACUUGUAAAUAAAUACUAACAUUUUGAACUUAUCUUUCAUAUAUUUAUUAAUA